Messenger RNA from Meloidogyne enterolobii, 334 nucleotides. NCBI's taxonomy places the organism in Eukaryota, Metazoa, Nematoda, Chromadorea, Rhabditida, Meloidogynidae. The record is from the annotation of a GenBank genome assembly.
GCUCUCACCCAAACAGUUUCUUUUGCCUUUUUUUACUAAUUUAAGAUGGAUUUGUAAUUUAAGAGGAAAAAUGUUGGGAGAAAUAACCGAAAAUACAAAAGCAAAGGAAGCAUUAACUACUUUUAGUCUUGUACCUGGCACAAUGGAAGUUGUUGAAAUUGAAGAUAGAGAUUGCGAUAAAAUUCAGGAUUAUCUUAAAGAAAUUACUGGACAACGUUCUGUUCCACGCGUUUUCAUUGGCGGGAAAUUUUUUGGUGGCGGAGAUGAUACGGCAGCUGCGGCUAAAUCGGGAAAGUUGGAAGCUGAAUUGCGAGCUGUUAAUGCUAUUGCUUGA